Styela clava is the source of this 874-nucleotide messenger RNA. The record is from RefSeq and is a predicted model, not a curated record. Lineage: Eukaryota; Metazoa; Chordata; Ascidiacea; Stolidobranchia; Styelidae.
AAGUUAGUUGUAGAGCAGUUUUAAUGUACUCUGGGCCGCAUCAAAACAACUUUACCCGUAUAUCUUUAUUGUGACUAGCGCUAUGGCAAUCUUACGUCCCUUCUUCGUCAUAAAAGAUUUUUUCAAUGAUUUCUAAUAGCCUUAUUGUAGCUUAAAUACUAACAUAGUAUAAAGGUAGAACAAACAUUCAAAGCAUGGAAAGUUUGAAAAAUAAGAAGAUUGUAUGUUGCAUAUUCCUGCUAAUGCUUGUAGGUCAUUCUUUGGAAGCGGAGUUAAACAUUGAUGAACUUAAAUGUAAAAUCUGUCGCGUAAAAUAUUUGUGCUUCUUGCUUCUGGAUCCAUAUCUCUGUUUUUAUUUAUGCAAAGAAAAAUGCUAUGAACCAGCAAAGAUGGGCCCAUGCGAGGCUGCAAUAGAAAGAUGGUAUUUUAAUAAAGAAACAUGCAAAUGUGAAACGUUCACAUAUGGCGGAUGUGAGGGAAACGACAAUAAUUUCGAGACAGAAGAAGAGUGCAUGAAAGCUUGCCCAUAAAUUUGUUGCAUAUUUGUUAAACUACUCUUCCAAAAAUUUUACCUACAAGUUAAAUUAAAAUUUUUGAUAAGAAGACAGUGAAUGCAGACAAAUAUUAUUGUAUAAAUAAAAGUUAAUCGGAACAAAUUUUGAAAAAGAGUAAAUGUGAUAUUUUGCAUAUUGUACUGUACAUAUUGUUGUAGAUAGAUAAUUCAAUUUGUAUAAUUUCUCUAUUUUCAAAUAUGUGUAUAUAUUAUUUGGAAAAAAAAUUUGAAUUUGCAUGUCUGAAUCCGAGUGUUUUGAGGUAUAAUAUCGGGAAAUUAUGCGAAAAUUUGGAAUUUAGAAUAAAAUUAGGGACAACUUUA